AUGCUAAGAUCAGUUGCUGUUAUAUUAUCGUCAUCAUUAUCACCAUCAUCAACAAAUAAUCAGCAGUCAUUGACCACAUCAGAUAAUGUACUUCAACAAAGUGCAUCCCCAAAUUCGAUACCUAUUAUAGUGCCAUCAGAUACAAUACAAUCGAAUUCAACUUCAGUCACAGCAUCUUCUAUAUCCAAAUCAACAGAAGAUGAAGCUUGCGUUGAAAACAUUAUCCAACAACCAUCAUCAUUAAAAACUAAAAGACAAUGCCUAAGUCAAAAUGGUUUUCCAAAACAAUUUCAAGCAAUAUUGAACAUAAGCGGAAUAGGUUCUUGGGAUUCACCAUUUCCAGGUGUUAAACAAUUAUUGUAUGAUCAAAAAUGUUUAAGAGUUCGUUUCGAUAUUCAAGGAUCGCGAGCAAAACAAAAUGAAACUUGGAUGCUUCAAUAUAAACCCAAAGGCGCUGAAGCAGAUUCACCAGCUUCGCAGAAUUAUACAAUGUUUAAUCUCAAUCCUGACUUUCCAUACUUUACAAAAAACGAUUGUUGGUAUCGAACAAAUUCAAUGAUUGACAUAGGCCCAUUUCCAAUCAGUUGGUUGCAUGGAGUAGAAAAUUCUAUUCAGAUUUACCCGUGGUAUCCGUUAGCACCAAAUCUUAUUAAUAAAGGCGAAGAAUGGAUACCAGAGCUUCAACUAAAUGCAACAAGAUAUGAUUCACCGGAAAUAUGCGAUUUAAUACACUCUCGUAUUGGCAAAGUUCCAUGUUUCAGUUAUUUUGAAACAAAAUAUAGGCCAGUUAAAACGAUUCAAGCACGGCCUGUUCCUCCCGAAUCCUUUGAUAAUGACGAAUACAUAACUAUAGUUUAUCUAUCAUUUACAAAUGGUAUUCCAUCACAAGCUGAACAUUUGUUCAAUCUACCUGGUCAAUGGCCUGGUUAUUGUGGGAAUGCAAACGCAGCUUUUACUGUGAACCCUUUCAAUAAUUUUGUGGUAACUCCAAAUGAUCAAGAUCAUUUUACAUUAAAAUUGCAAACACCACCAGUUCAAUCGCUUGGUGGCCAAGUCAAAGUUGAGUUUAAAGUACAACCAUCAGGAAUUUACAAUGGUACACGAUGUGGUAAAUUCAAUACAAUUGUUUUCGAUAAAAACAAUUGGCAAAUACCACAACAGGUCAACGUGUCUUUUGUUGAUUACGGUUGUUGCAUAUAUAACAUUAUUGCAAACGAUGGUGGAUAUGAUUGGCAAUAUGCUGGGUCAUCAAUUUUUGUUUUCGCAUGUGAUGAACGAGCUGGAGAUGAUUGCAAAGGCAAACGAUGUGUGCUCUAG
This is a messenger RNA of Rotaria socialis, 1317 nucleotides long. NCBI's taxonomy places the organism in Eukaryota, Metazoa, Rotifera, Eurotatoria, Philodinida, Philodinidae. The record is from the annotation of a GenBank genome assembly.